Molecule: messenger RNA, 1034 nt
Organism: Cloeon dipterum
Lineage: Eukaryota; Metazoa; Arthropoda; Insecta; Ephemeroptera; Baetidae
Product: apolipoprotein D-like
Exons: 6
Coding region: 168-755 (195 amino acids)
Biological process (GO): lipid metabolic process; response to reactive oxygen species
Cellular component (GO): cytoplasm
Molecular function (GO): pigment binding
Source: RefSeq, a predicted model, not a curated record
UACGGUGUAUUGUCGAAGGAGGGGUGACCCCAACCUUGGAAAGCCUUCACCGACAGCCUCUCUCGAGUUGGUCGCGAUCGGCGCACUGCAACACCACCUUCAGACCGCAACGUUUCGCCGCGCGUUCAUUCACUCCGUUCUCGUCACUCCAAAUUGCAGCGGGAAGAAUGAGGUGCCGCCAACAAUUAGUGCUGUUGACGCUGGCCGCGGUGGUGGCCGCGGUGGCCGCGCAGGUGCCGUCGCUCGGUCCUUGCCCUGAAAUGAAGACAAUGGACGAGUUCAACGUCAACAAGUACCUGGGCCGCUGGUUCCAAGCAGAAAGGUACUUCUCGCUCUUCGAGUUUGCGGCCAAGUGCGUUAUUUCUAACUACACCGACUCUGGCGACGGAAGGUACUUGGUCGUCAACAAGCAUGUCAAUGCCUUGAGUGGUCUUAAGUCAGUCAUCCAAGGCGAUUUGCACGUUAUGGGUCGCCAAGACGAAAGCAAAAUGACCAUCAGCUUUACCUCAGUUCCUGUGCCCAUGGACUUGCCCUACUGGGUGCUGGGCACCGACUACGAUAACUACGCCGUUGUCUGGUCUUGCUCCAACUUUGGACUCUUCAGCACCCGCAACGCUUGGAUCCUGACCCGCGCGCCGAACGCUUCUUUGGAGGUGAUGCAGAACGCGUACAGCGUCGUGGACCGCAACGGCAUCAGCAGGGCCUACUUCAUCAGGACGGACCAGAGAAACUGCGGCGAGAGUUCGCGUCACUGAUCUCCCGACCCCGGCCGUCGAUCCCACCUUUCUAAUUUUACUAAGUUAUUCGUCAAUAAUCUGCAUAUGAAGCAAGCAAGUUGACUCGACGCAUUUCGUGUAAAUUAUUUUCCUCUCGAGUCGUUAAUUGGAGCGAAAAAGAGUCUGAUGCAAUAAGAAAUAUACACCCUAGGACCUUUAUUUAUAAUAUUUAUUACGUACCGAAUCUCUCUCUAUGCGAUCAUGAUAUUAGCAAAGAUGUAAAUAUAUAUUAAAUAAAUAAAUAAAUAAAUAAAUACA